CGGCGCCCAUGGCCUCCACGCGUCACAGCACGGCUGCGAACUACAACUACCGAAGUGCUUUGCGGCUGACCCUCAACCUCACGCCUGCGGUGUGCUCCCGCCUCCUGAGCCCUCGCUCUCUCUGUGUCCGCCGCCGCACGCUUGUGCACACGGGAGACCGCUGGACGCCAAAAUGUCGGGUGACGAUGAGCAGCAAGAGCAGACGAUCGCCGAGGACCUGGUGGUCACUAAGUACAAGAUGGGGGGCGACAUCGCCAAUAGGGUCCUGCGCUCACUUGUGGAGGGAGCCACCGCAGACACUUCUAUCCUCAGCCUGUGUGAAAAGGGCGAUGCCAUGAUCAUGGAGGAAACUGGCAAGAUUUUCAAAAAAGAAAAAGAAAUGAAGAAAGGGAUCGCGUUUCCAACAAGUGUCUCGGUUAAUAACACUGUGUGUCACUUCUCCCCUCUGAAGAGCGACCAAGAUUACCUCCUGAAAAAGGGGGAUGUAGUUAAGAUAGACCUAGGAGUCCACGUAGAUGGUUUCAUUGCUAAUGUUGCACACAGCUUUGUUGUUGGUGUGUCCAAGGAUUCACCGAUCACUGGCCGUAAAGCUGAUGUUAUCAAGGCCGCACACCUUUGUGCAGAGGCAGCUCUCCGUCUUGUAAAGCCUGGAAACCAGAACACGCAGGUGACUGAAGCAUGGAACAAGAUUUGUCCGUCGUUUAACUGUGCACCCAUUGAAGGGAUGCUUUCUCAUCAGUUGAAGCAGCAUGUCAUUGAUGGAGAGAAGACUAUUAUUCAGAACCCCACUGACCAGCAAAAGAAGGACCAUGAAAAGGCAGAAUUUGAGGUUCAUGAGGUUUAUGCAGUUGAUGUUCUUAUCAGCACUGGAGAAGGCAAGGCAAGGGAUGCUGGCCAGAGGACAACAAUCUACAAAAGGGACCCAACAAAGCAGUAUGGUCUGAAAAUGAAAACCUCCCGUGCCUUUUUCAGUGAAGUUGAGAGACGUUUUGGUGCUAUGCCAUUUACUCUCAGGGCCUUUGAAGAUGAGAAAAAGGCUAGAAUGGGUGUAGUGGAAUGCGCCAAACAUGAGCUUCUCCAGCCUUUCAAUGUACUUUAUGAAAAGGAAGGAGAGUAUGUUGCACAAUUCAAGUUCACAGUACUCCUGAUGCCCAAUGGCCCCAUGAGGAUAACUAGUGGCCCCUUUGAUCCAGAUUUGUAUAAAUCUGAACUUGAGGUUCAAGAUACAGAACUGAAGGCACUACUGCAAAGUUCAGCCAGUCGGAAGACCCAGAAGAAGAAGAAAAAGAAGGCUUCAAAGACUGCGGAACAGGCCACUGCUGAGGAUAAUGAAGGCACAGAGUGAGGACCUCAUGGAGGGGUUUGACUUCGACCUGCCAGUUUGUUUUUUAGUGUUUGCGUUACUUUUUGCCUCUUUCCCCUCUUCCCAAGAAAUAUUGGAAAACAAAAGCUUCUGCUGGGUGAUCUCAUGAAUGGAUUCAGGCCUCCCCCGCCCUCUUUACAAAACAUGGACAUUGAGGGAAAAGUCUUCUUGGAAUUUACAUCAGACUACUUAACCAAAAAAUAUAUAUAAAAACAAACAAUAAAAUCAGGCAUAAAACCAGUCGUAAGGCCCUCUUUCUAAAUAAAUGUUGUUUUUUUAGGAUUGGAGCAAGUCAUCCUUUAUCAAUGAUACCACUGCCGCCACUAAGUCUCCAGAAUCUUUCUCUCCGCUCUCAGGCGGCUCUGUUACUGCUUUACAGAACUCUCCAUUUCUUCCUUUUUCCUCUUGUGUGAAUUUCAUGCCAUUUCUGGACAGGCAAUGCUAAAACUGACUGUUCAAUUCACCAGUAAGUAGGUUACGAUGAGCGAACUGUGCACUAGUUCUGGAGGACUUUGGAAAUAUGUUGUGUUAAUAUUGCAAAGCAAUGGUUUUUGAGAAGUUCCUUCUACUUAUAAUUUUUUUUUUCCUAACAAUUGGCAGUCCCAAAGCUAGAGAAGCUUAAAAUGUAAUGCAUUUAUCCUGCCACCCAGGACACAGCUGAUUCAGUGUUGGCAUUCUGUACGGUCUUCCUUCAGUCUAUUGUAGAAACCUUUCUUACUAUAAGGGUAGGGUAUUUUAUGCUGCAGAUCAGACGGUGACCCGAUCCAUAGUGUGCCUCCAGCUGUUGCCACUGCCCCGCCUCCUGGCCUGUUCUAAGCAGCUAUCCAUUGCUCAGAGCAGCCACACACGGGCCUGUGAGUCGUCGAGUGCACUCGCAGUGUACUGGGACAUUGCGGAGCAGCCGAGAUGUCUGAGUACACGGUGCUUGCACGCAGCGACUCGCAGGCACGGUGUGGCUGCUCUGAGCUGUUGACUGCAGCUGUGAGCAGGCAGGGGGGGUGGGUGGCUACAGCUGGAGGCACACGAUGGGUCGGGUCACCGGCAGAUCUGCAGCGUAAAAUACGCUGCGGAUCUGUUACGUGUGACCCUACCCUAAGUCAGUGUUUCCCUACCUGUGGCUCAUCCCAUGUCAUGCCAUGUUUAGCAACAGCAGGAGGGCCACAUGUUUGGAACACUGCUAUGAGGAAUAGCUUAGUACCUACACCGUACUACUUUGCACUUGUGUAUCUGCAAGAUUUGCAGACUGCCAUGAGCGCAGCAUAUGUUACUUACCCUGUUCCUUCCACUUAAACCCUAUCCUGUUAUAUGUAGAUAAAUGUCCACUUUUUUAAUAAGCUUGGUGAACAUUAAAGCACUUAGCAGAA
This is a messenger RNA of Hyla sarda, 2727 nucleotides long. It is a transcript of the gene PA2G4, whose product is annotated as proliferation-associated 2G4. The transcript has 13 exons. The record is from RefSeq and is a predicted model, not a curated record. The coding region runs from base 173 to 1345 and encodes 390 amino acids. NCBI's taxonomy places the organism in Eukaryota, Metazoa, Chordata, Amphibia, Anura, Hylidae.